Molecule: messenger RNA, 1842 nt
Organism: Mesorhabditis spiculigera
Lineage: Eukaryota; Metazoa; Nematoda; Chromadorea; Rhabditida; Rhabditidae
Source: the annotation of a GenBank genome assembly
AUGGCUGUCCCACCGCCCUCAGAAACACAGAAGGCUAUCGAAUUGAAGAACAAAAGAAAGCGACCAGCGCCCAAGGAGGUACCACCAUUGUCCGCGGAUUCGGCUACACAGUAUGUUCGAGAGGUUGCCGGUCGAUAUGGAAAGAAUGGAACGGUUGCGCGGUCCGUUCGAAGGUGCACCCAAGAAUCGAUGAGCGACGAGUCGAUUAAGGAACGAUUGGAAAAGUGUGAUGAUUGUGACGUGACAACGAUGCUAUGUUUGCAGCCGCUCUGCGGGCGUACUUUUGGAAGUCUGCAGGUGCUUGCCUUCCAUAUGUCAUACUCGCAUCAAGCCAACCGUCGUGGGCACGACCCGGGCCUUUGCCUGGUUUGCGGCCAAAAUAUCGGAAGCCCAUACUCCCGCAGAACCCAUCUGAUCCGGAAACACGCAGCUUUCGCCACCAGUCACAACACACAAUGCGUGGAGCAAAGAAGUACGGUCAUUGCGCCGGAUGCUCCGGCCGCGAAAAGAAUCAUCAACCAGCGCACACGCUUCCAGGCGCCGGUUUAUCAACCAAUAUGGAAAACAGAGUCCUCAAAGCAACCCAGCAGAUGCUCCUCCAGUCAAGCUCCUCUCCCAAAAGCCCCUCAGCCAGCGCUACAAUACGUUAGAAACCUAUUCCAAGGGCAAAACUAUGAACUCCCACCAUUACCCCGCAUCUUGCAAUCCACCCUCCUCACUAAGAAAUACCUCGAAGAGCAAAACGCUUACAUUAGGAGCCUCUUGUACGAAAAUUGGCUCGCCAACCAGGACGUGAAGGAACAGGCCGAUGAUGCCCCUCAUGAGCCAUCCUCCACUCGGCCACUUCCGGUUCAGCCGGAAAAUCAAAACGCUUGGGGCCUAAAAGUACGUUCUCCAGUUGUUCCGCCGGAGUUUCAGAUAAAGAAGUUGCCGAACGGGGUGGAUCCGACGAAGCAACAAGUGGAUCGCUCGGGCCUCUCUUUUCGGGAGAUGCGGGAAGCCCUGAAAUCUGUGGAGGAAAAGCCGAAACCGCCACCGAAAAUGUAUUCGGGACAUGAGUACACACAUUCCCAUCCUCGGCUGCCACCAGCCGACGCGUAUUUUAAGAAAAUGCCGAAAGUCGAGCGUACCGUACCCGAAGCAUCGGUACCAGCCGCCAGCGCCGAGACCGCUUCGAGAUGUAUGAAGCGUAGCCAGGAAGCCCCGUUUUUCUCGACCGUUCUAAUCCUCCUUGUAUUUUUCGGCCAAUCCAGGGGUCUCACGGCAGCUGGGCUAAGCCGGCUAAGAAGCAGGUCAAUCUGGCAUUCAUCCGUUCUCACUUGGACCCUGCGAGAUCCACAGGGAUUAAUCAAAUCACCGGCCCAUUCUUUGGCGGUCAGGAGAGCGAUAAAAUCUGCAUUGACAGAAUGGGCAUUAGCUCUGAAAGGUCGGAUGGUAUUUGUGGAAAUUACGGAAGAGGAGAAUGAGAAGUUUGGGUUGUUGCCAAAUGACUACAGUAAACCCUGGUGGAUUGAUAUUGAAUUCACGUUUGCUAGAGGGAAUCAUGGAGAUGGUGAAGCCUUUGAUGGUCCAGGCGGAACCGUUGCUCAUUCGGGGUAUCCUCCAUCUUGGACGAUGUUGAGGAGUAAUGAUGAUCGACUACAUUUGCCUACAGUGUUACUCCAUGAAAUUGGCCAUGUUCUUGGGCUUCAUCAUCUCAGAAAAUCGAAUUCGAUUAUGAAUAUUUAUUACAGAAAACUUGGACAUCCCAAUCUCGGACCUUCAGAUCGAAAGGCUAUCCGUCGUCUCUACCACAGAUCUCUACUUGCCAGGGCACGCUUUAGAAAGAAUAAAUUUAUUUUA